UGUAUCAGUCGAGUCCUUGUUCAAUUAGAAAAUGGGGACUUCUCCUGGGAAGAAAGUUUUGCUCACCUCCAACGGGGAUGCCAUUUCACACAAUAUUGCCUUCUCUUUGGCCCAGCGGGGAUGCAGUCUGGUCUUGAUGGGAAAGGAGAGCUGUCUGCGGAGCAUUCAACAGAAAAUAAAGGGCUCAUUGGAGGCUGUCGUGCCAGUUGAGGUGGUUGAUGUAGACAUGGAGGACGAGAGAGAAGGAGCUUUUGAUGAAGCAGUGGAUAAGGCAUGCCACAUUUUGGGCAAUCUGGAUGCCUUUGUGCAUUGCUAUACUUAUGAAGGGAAAAUGCAGGAGCAUCUAGAAUUAGCUGAGGAUGAGUUUAAAAAGAUAAUGAAGAGGAACUUUAUGUCUGCAUGGUUUCUGUUAAAUGCUGUUGGCAGAAGAAUGCGAGAUUAUAAGUCAGGAGGUUCCAUCAUAUUUUUGACCUCGAUAAUUGGAGCUGAAAGAGGGAUUUAUCCAGGAGCUGCUGCCUACAGUGCAUGCUCCGCAGCCGUGCAGCAGUUAGCUAGGACAUCGGCUUUGGAGAUUGGUAGAUACCAGAUUAGGGUCAAUGCAAUUGCCCGUGGUUUGCACCUAGAAGAUGAAUAUCCAAUGUUUGUGGGUAUGGAGAGAGCAAAGAAGUUGGUGAAGGAGGCAGCUCCAUUGGAGAGAUGGCUUGAUGUUAAAAACGAUCUGGCUUCAACUGUCAUAUAUUUAAUCAGUGAUGGGUCAAAGUACAUGACAGGCACAACCAUAUUUGUUGAUGGGGCACAGUCUCUGACGAGACCUCGGAUGCGCUCUUAUAUGUGAUUCUUCUCACUGUUAUAUUUUGACAGGCCAUUAGUUGAUUAGGUCUGCUCAUAGGUCGAUUAGCCAAUUAUGUUUCAGAUCGAGUCCAUUUUACUUGUAUAACAGGGUCCACGGCAAAGGUGUUCAUCCUGCAUUCAAUCAAGUGCAGGAAUUGAAUAAGCACCCUACACUCCACAUCUCAGAUAAACUUUCAUUGUCAAAUUCUCUUCCUUAUGAAUCACAAAAAUUGAAUCAGUUCCCUUAC
Prunus mume (Japanese apricot) is the source of this 1079-nucleotide messenger RNA. RefSeq names its product NAD(P)-binding Rossmann-fold superfamily protein. The record is from RefSeq and is marked provisional. NCBI's taxonomy places the organism in Eukaryota, Viridiplantae, Streptophyta, Magnoliopsida, Rosales, Rosaceae.